AUGGCUUGUACGAAGACUAAACGUCGUGCUCGUAAUCGCACUCAGCGAUUCACUUCCAAUGUUUUCUCUAUGUUCAAUGAAGCUCAAAUCAGCGAAUUCAAGGAAGCAUUCCUAAUGAUUGAUUCCACCAAAGAUGGCGUGAUUGACAAGCAUGACCUGGAGGAUAUUUUCAUUUCAUUGGGGAAAUCACCAGACGAUGAUUAUUUGAAUGACAUGCUUUCUCAGGCACCUGGUCAGAUUAACUUCACAAUGUUCUUAACAUUAUUUGGUGAAAAGAUGAUGGGAUGUGAUCCGGAGCAGACGAUAUUGAACGCAUUUGCUUGUUUCGAUCCUGAAGGGACAGGCGUAAUAAGUGAGAAUCGUUUACGUGAAUUAAUGACAACAAUGGGUGAUCGAUGGUCGAAUGAAAAAGUUGAUGAAUUAUUUCACGGUGCACCUAUACAUGAUGGAAAUUUUGACUAUAAAGAAUUUACACGAAUGAUAAUGCAUGGCAAAGAAGAAGAGGAAGAAGAAGAAGGAGGAGGAGGUAAAGGGUUGUUGGCUUUCUCGACGUUGGAAACAGUUCUCGAACAACCAGUUUAGUUUAGUCGAAUAUGAAUGUCAGCGCGACAGUUGUCCUGAAAGCAAUGCAGUUUGCCAGACCACACAAAACUUCGUCACCAACUUCUCAUCCCACACCACCUUGUCGCACCUCAAACAUCUAUCGUCCCAGUUACUCACAUUACACCAGUCGACGCCCGAAGAUGGAACCUGCAUCAGCCUCCUAGCAUUAUGUUGCUUGUCACAUCAUCGAAUGUUUUCAGUAUAAGCAACACCGACGCCAAGAC
Molecule: messenger RNA, 827 nt
Organism: Trichobilharzia regenti
Lineage: Eukaryota; Metazoa; Platyhelminthes; Trematoda; Strigeidida; Schistosomatidae
Source: the annotation of a GenBank genome assembly